Lolium rigidum is the source of this 1707-nucleotide messenger RNA. RefSeq lists its product as uncharacterized. The transcript is spliced from 11 exons. The record is from RefSeq and is a predicted model, not a curated record. Lineage: Eukaryota; Viridiplantae; Streptophyta; Magnoliopsida; Poales; Poaceae. The coding region runs from base 1 to 1137 and encodes 378 amino acids.
AUGGCCACCGCCGCAACCGCCGCAACCGCCAAAAUCCUUCCGUUCCUCACCACCACCACUUUCCAAUCCUCGCUUCGCUGCCGACACGCAGCACGGCGGGUCCCAACCUCGCCGCUCCACGCCGAGCACCGCGCUCCCGCGGUCGCGUCCUCUGCUCGCCUCGGCGGAACCCGCAGGACUCAGGCUUCCCAGCCCGUCCUCCCACCCCGUGCGGCCACUUCGUACUACGCGGCGACCGCGGCGGAAGAUAUGUCUGACCCGGAGCUGAGGCUGGUGCUCGAGCUCGCCACCGACGAGGAGCUGCUGGAAUUUGAGGAGAUACUCUACGGUACCAGUUAUCUCAGCCCAGUGAUAAAAUCAAUCGCAAAAAGGCCGAACUCUGUUUCUGUUGUUGCUCUGGAUGAUAUCGAGGAGAGAGAUGUUUUCAUCUCAAAAUUAGAGUCCAGGUUCUUGUAUCUUGCUGCAGAUGCCCGCUCAAUUAUAAGGGGCUGGAGACCAUCAUACAGGAAUGUCUUACUUCAAGUAAGAAAAGAACUUGGUGUCCAAUGCUCCAGUAAAUUAUGUACUGCGGACCUGGAGGCAGAAAUAUUUCUACAUCUCCUGGAUGAAUAUUCAAGCCGCCAGAAGGGAUCACUCUCAUUUCCAUGGGAUAAACAGAGAUCUCCGAAAGAAAAACCCAGAUUUGAAGUAAAUAACUGGAAGGUGCUUACUGAUGCUGCUUGGAGGAUUGGGUCAAAGGGACUAGAAAGUACAUUCUUGAAGGGUGGGAGUGCAUUGACAGUGAAAACAAUCUAUGAAUCGUUAGCCAAGAGACUGUCUGGAAAGCUGCUGAUGGAGACAGCUAAUUAUGAGAUAAAGAAAGAACUUGUUAAGCAGGGUGGCCGAUUAGCUGCUGUUAACCUUGAAUCUAGAGUUGGCUUGCUUGCAGCUGAACAGGGUUUGGCUCGUGCAGCUUCUAGAUAUGUUGGUCUUAGGAGUUUCAUGACUUUACUCGGACCAAUAAUGUGGGGCACACUCUUGGCUGAUAUUGUGAUUCAGAUGCUCGGGACCGAUUAUGCUAGGAUCGUGCAGGCAAUCUAUGCGUUUGCUCAGAUUCGUCUCACUCGGUCGUGUUACAUGGAGUCUCGUGAAGAAUGACAAGAGAACAUCAUUGGACAAGCCUAAGUGAGCUUCUGACAUUGUGCAUCAUUACUGCUCUAUAGUGUACAUUAUUGAUCAUGCAGAUCAAAAUCUGGUGCACUACUCCACGAUAACCCCUUGAGCUCUUGGUAGUGCAUAGAUAACAGAUCAAUUGGUAGAUAGCAAGGACAGAAAAGAAGUACAUCGGCCCUUCACGCCUUUCAAUUUGCAGAAGGCUCGUGGCUGCUUAAUAUGUGAGAAUAUGGUGUAAAUCUUAGGGAAAAUUACGGUGUCAAGAUUAAAAUGGUACAGCGGUACUACUUAACAAAUAGCUCACGGUGGCCAUUUGGGCCACCUACUCUGUGAAGGCGGUAGUUGUGGAUGAAUAUACAUCCGCUUCACACUUCCACGGGGUGCCGAAGUUAUAGACCAUGCGUUCCAUUCUGUUCUAGCUAAACAAUUGUAAAAUAGCGGUUCCCUGAUGUUAAACUACUGCACCCUACCAUUCAGUUAGGCAAGGCAUACUUCGUUGAGCUUACUUCAUGCUUAUACCAUUCAUCUGUAUCUUAUAGAUAUCCUCGCACCGCA